CAGGGGAUCCCAGGGUAGUGUACAACAUGAACAAUUUAAACCCUUCCGGAUUCAAACUAUUAGUAAUUGACAUGAGAUAUAAAAAAUAAGUUAAACCAAACAACAGUUGCAACAACUUUAAAAGCCACAGCAAUUUAAACCCAUGCACAUGCUCCUCUCGGAGUAAAUGGGUACCCCAAGAGUUUAAUAAGAGCCACAUCUUGGCUUGGCACUGAUGUUUUCCCCUUGCUCCCAAAAGCGAUCUCUGGUGCAAGGAGGAAUUGAGACAGGAACCCUGAUUCUGGGAAAGGAGAGACCACUUAGUUAAGUUAGUUAAGUAGCUGAUGUAGGAUCUUGGUGGUAAAUCCUUACUCAUAUCAUUUUCAUGUAAAAUUUUGCAUUGAAAGAACUGGUCGGUCUGGAAGCUGGAGAGGUUUUCAGAUGGCGUUCCAGACACCUGUGAGCCACGACCCCACAACCCUGGUUUAAAGUUUUCUGUAAGAAGGUGUGCCUCAAAUGAGUCGAUUGAUGGGUCGAGACGGGUGGGACGCAUCACCAUGUCGGCCCUACAGCUGGGUGGCCUGGCACUGUCCCUCUCGGGCUGCUUGGGCUCCAUCUUGGCCUGCGCCUUGCCCAUGUGGAAAGUGACGGCCUUCAUCGGCUCCAACAUCAUCGUGGCCCAGGUCUUCUGGGAAGGGCUGUGGAUGAACUGUGUCUAUGAGAGCACCGGGCAGAUGCAGUGCAAAGUCUACGACUCCUUGCUGGACCUUCCACCUGAUCUCCAGACCGCACGCGCCUUGGUGGUGGUCUCCAUCGCCAUCUCCGUCUUGGCCCUUUUGCUCGCCGUGUCCGGAGCCGAAUGCACCCAGUGCGUGGAAAGCCGAGAGGCCAAAGCCAAGAUCUCAGCCGUGGCCGGAGGCCUUUUCAUCCUCGCUGGGUUGUCCCUCCUCAUCCCCGUCUCCUGGUCGGCUAGAAAUGUGGUCAGCAAUUUCUACAACCCCUUGGUCCCGGAGGCCCUCAAAAGAGAGCUGGGGGUCUCGCUCUACGUGGGGUGGGCAGGCAGUGCCCUCCUGGUUUUCGGAGGUGCCAUGCUGGGCUGCAUUUGCCCUCCGAGGGAAGGCCCCAAAGCCUACCCGGUGAGAUACUCGGUGGGGAAGCCACCAACAUCAGGAAGCUAUGCCCGCAAGGACUAUGUUUGACUCAAUGUGUGAGGCAGGGAUGGCGCUGGUGAAACCUCUGGUUUAGCUGCUUUAAAUAAAUCCUAGCUGGAAAGAAAGUAAGGAGAGGCUUUGCAAAUUGCAUCAACAAACGACGCGACUUUUUGGGUUGCUCCAGAGAAAGGUCUCCCUGCUUUGUGGAUUUUGCAUGUUAUUGUAAACUCAAGUUAAGCUUUGCACGAUGUGAUGGUAACCAAGUUAAGCUUUGUAAAUGGUCACAAGGGGCUGCUCUCCUCUUUUGCGCCCAGCCCUUAUCUCUUGCCCUGAAAAUGGGGGACCUCCCUCCAUAAGUGAGAAGGAAGGAUUCCCGCAUUUUACCUUGAUCUGGGAACAGCCCAGAGUUUCGCUCAGACUUCUGCCUUCAUUUCCAAAUAGGAGAACAUGUGUGUUUGAAUGGGAAGCUCUAGAUGUAGCGCCAGGGCUCACCCUCUGCUCUGCAUCCACCUUCUGACUAGAAGCAACUAGAUGAGAAUGAGGCUUCAUCCGGAACAAUGGCAGUUGAAGCAGUGUAGAACUGCAUUAAAUCUGCCGUGUAGAUGCAGCCUCUGUAUGUGUGCACCUCUGCUCACAGUCCAGAGAAAGCUCAUAACAAUUGUUUAUUCUGAUGCCUUUUGUAUCUCGUCCCUCCAUCCUGUUUGGAAGGGACAUAUGACACACACUUUGUAGUGCUUUAAAACAAACAUUGUGCGUCUAUAAAGAAUGCCAUCUGGCUGGAUCCACUGUGAACCAGGUGCACAAGGCAAACACAAUGAAACCUGGAACGGCCGCCUUGUUUGCCUAAAUAGGGGCAGAAUCCUGGGCCAUGGCGCUCCAAAGGAAGAAGUGAAUUCAAGGUGGAGCCCUUUGGUGGAUCGGUCGGUUUUUAUUCCAGGGAAGCCAGGUUUCCUUGUCUCUGCUUUCUUGCCUUUCUACCCGCUCAGCUCACGGCAAAAUGUCGACUCAGGCUGCAGCCACACGGCAGAAAUA
Messenger RNA from Sceloporus undulatus (fence lizard), 2162 nucleotides. RefSeq names its product claudin-3-like. Gene Ontology annotation, molecular function: structural molecule activity. Gene Ontology annotation, biological process: bicellular tight junction assembly; cell adhesion. Gene Ontology annotation, cellular component: plasma membrane; bicellular tight junction. The transcript is spliced from 2 exons. The record is from RefSeq and is a predicted model, not a curated record. NCBI's taxonomy places the organism in Eukaryota, Metazoa, Chordata, Lepidosauria, Squamata, Phrynosomatidae. The coding region runs from base 537 to 1178 and encodes 213 amino acids.